Molecule: messenger RNA, 1456 nt
Organism: Sphaerulina musiva SO2202
Lineage: Eukaryota; Fungi; Ascomycota; Dothideomycetes; Mycosphaerellales; Mycosphaerellaceae
Product: mRNA splicing factor
Exons: 1
Coding region: 1-1068 (355 amino acids)
Biological process (GO): generation of catalytic spliceosome for second transesterification step; RNA splicing
Cellular component (GO): U4/U6 x U5 tri-snRNP complex; U5 snRNP; U2-type post-spliceosomal complex
Source: RefSeq, a predicted model, not a curated record
AUGGACUUUGCCAGCCUGAUGAAGUCGCAGAUUGCGUCGUCGACUGCAGCCAAACCGGAAGACAAGGGCAAGAAAUAUCUCAAGCGAUCGGAAAUCGAGGCGCAACGACAAGCAGACUAUGCGCGCGAACAGGAACAACUGGAGAAGGAACGAUUGGAAAGACUCGAUAAGAAGCGCAAGCGAGAGGAAGACGAAGCAGAGCGGCUGCGCGCGCGCGAGGAGAAAAAGCAGCGAUUGGCGAUAGAAAGCAGGAAGUUGCGACAAGAGGAAGAAGAGGCGGCGGAGAGAGCGCGAAGAAAGCGCCUGGGUCUGCCAGAGUUGCAGAAGAAAGAUGACGAAGCGGCGCCACUGAAGGAGGGCGAAGAGGACUUGCCAGAGGAGAGCCUACUAGCGAAACUGCACGAUAUGGGCGAGCCUCGCAUCCUGUUUGGCGAGACACAUGUCCAGCGACUUCGACGAUUCCGCAAGCUGACAGCCAAAGCGCUGGCACCCAAGUUGACCACAGGACCGAUUCCUACAACCCUGGAACUGGUUGCGGAGGCCGACAUGAAAGUGCCGGAAAGCGUGCCCAAAGACCCAGAAGCUCAGAAAUUCCUCCUCCGCCAGCUUGCAUCUUACUUCGAUAUGCUGCUUUCUGAGUGGCAAAAUGCUCUUGCCCGGCGAAGCAAAGAAGUCAAAGACUCUGCGACAGGAAAGCAGGCGUACAACUCCUUUAUCGCGGCUAAAGACAAUCUCGUCCCUCUGUUCAAGAAACUCGAGACCAACACCAUUGACGAGGCUAUCCUGCCGCCUAUUCUAGAGAUUGUAGAUCUUGCGCAGAAGAAGCGUUACGUGCACGCGAACGAUGCGUACCUCAGGCUCAGUAUUGGAAAAGCUGCGUGGCCCAUCGGAGUCACCAUGGUAGGCAUUCACGAGCGAAGCGCGAGAGAGAAGCUUCAUGGCGACAACAAUCAAGCGCAUAUAUUGAGUGAUGAGACUACGCGGAAGAUGCUGCAGGGUAUCAAGCGUUGCUUGAGUUUCGCGCAGACGAGAUGGCCGCCCACUGAUAUUGGACAGCUGAUGGGUUGAUAUCAGCCCAUCUCAGUUCUAAAAACCAGCAGUCCAAUAUGAAUUCCAUGCCACAGCAUCACGAGAGUGCAUCGUUGACCGAGCCCAGCAGCCACGAUAUGUCCUCUUGUGGUCGCGCUCGAUGACCUGCAGCAUCACGUUCGGUGCAGUGAAUGAAGAAGUUGACGCGCUCCCCAGGAAGCAUAUCACAAACAUCUUGAAGCAGUCGAAAGAUCAUGGUUCAGUUCGUGUCGGUGAAGUUAGCGGUACCUAUAUGAGUUCUUCACGAUACUUGGCAUGCACAACCGUAUUCGAUUGCCCGUUGCGGCAAUCCGAAGCGACGCGCAGUUUUGCUCUGAGCGGCCGCCUCAUGCUCACCUCACCUCACCUCGCUUCACCUCACUUCACC